AUGGAGCCCUGGGUGAUGCUGGACCCGCGGCAGAAGGCGCUGUACCGGGACGUGAUGCAGGAGAGCUACGAAACGCUGAUUUUGAAGCCACGCUCUCCCCUUUUUUUUUUCCUUUUUCCUCCCCAAUCUCCUCAGCAGCCUCAGGGGCUGGUGAGCGAAAAAGCCGCGGAGGAAGGCGCCGCCGAGCAGAUCCCCGAGGAGCUCGAAGCGCGCCCGUCCCGCAGCCCGGAGAGGGCCAAAACUUUGGGCUCCAACCGGAGGAACAAACGGCCCGACAAAGCCGUACCCCACGGCCUCACCAAACUCCCCAAAACCACCCCGGCCCCCAAAUUAGACUGCGCCAAACCCCUCCGGGGGGGUGCAAGCGGCAAGGGCUCGGCACGGGAGCGACCCUACGGCUGUGCCGACUGCGGGAAAAGCUUCCCGUGGGCUUCGCACUUGGAGCGGCACCGGCGGGUGCACACGGGCGAGCGGCCUUUCGGCUGCCCCGAAUGCGGCGAGACCUACAGCCAAAGCUCCCACCUCCUCCAGCACCGCCGCACCCACGCCAGCGACCGGCCCCAUAAAUGCGGCGAGUGCGGCAAGCGUUUCGCCGGGGCGGCCGAGCUGGCGGCGCACGGCCGGGGCCACGCGGCCGAAAAACCCCACAAAUGCGGCGACUGCGGCAAAGGCUUCGUUUGGGCUUCCCACCUCGCCCGCCACCGCCGCGUCCACACCGGGGAAAAACCCUUUGGGUGCCCCGAGUGCGGCGAAGCUUUCACCCAAGGUUCCCACUUGGCCAAGCAUCGCCGUAGCCACACGGGCGAGCGGCCCCACCGGUGCCCGGCGUGCGGCAAGACUUUUGGCCAGAGCUCCGACCUGGCCCGCCACCGCCGCACCCAUUUGGGGAAAAAAGCUUUGCGCUGCGGGGAUUGCGGCAAGCUUUUCCGUGCGGGGCCGGCCCUGGCAAGGCACCAACGGGGUCACCGGCGAGAGCGCGCCCACCGCUGCGGCGACUGCGGGAAGGGUUUCGUUUGGGCAUCCCACUUGGAGCGGCACCGGCGGGUGCACACGGGCGAGCGCCCCUUCCCCUGCGGCAGCUGCGGCGAGCGCUUCGCCCAAAAAGCCCACCUCCUCCAGCACCGUAAAACCCACUCCCCCGACCGGCCCUAUAAAUGCGGGGAGUGCGGGAAGCGUUUCGGGGAGGCCCCCCCUUUCCUCGCCCACCAGCGGGGCCACGCGGCGCAGAAGAGCUACACGUGCGGGGAGUGCGGCAAGGGUUUCGCCUGGGCGUCCCACCUGGAGCGCCACCGCCGCGUCCACACCGGGGAAAAACCCUACGAGUGCCCCGAGUGCGGCGAAGCCUUCAGCCAGAGCUCCCACCUCACCAAGCACCGCCGCAGCCACCUCCCCAAAGUGGAUUUCUCCCAUUCCUCAAGGACCCAGCCGGUGGGGGGAAAGCCCCUCGCUGCGCCCUGCUGCGCCGUGGGGUUGGCGAAUCCGCCCGGGGACUGCAGCGGAGAGGAGCAAUGAAGGACCCCGAAAUGAAACUUUGGGAUGGGGACGAGGCAAAGGACAGCAAGGGACACUUUUUCAUCACCCUCUUUCAUCGGGGUUUCUCCUCCUGAUGUCUCCUAGAAGCGUUGGGGGAACGUUGUGUGCACCCUUGGUGCUGGGGACUCAAAAAAGGGACAUUUUUGGGGACAUGAAACCCCUUCCCAGGGGACACACGGUGCCCUUUUGCAUUGGGAAGGGUCGACGCGGGUUGCUGGGGCUGUCCUUGUGCCAAAAUACGUGGUUAUUUGUGCCUGCUCCA
Messenger RNA from Anas platyrhynchos (mallard), 1795 nucleotides. The record is from RefSeq and is a predicted model, not a curated record. NCBI's taxonomy places the organism in Eukaryota, Metazoa, Chordata, Aves, Anseriformes, Anatidae.